UAAUUAUUAAUUAUUAAGUUGACCAUCGAAUACAGAAGUUGAAAGGAGUUUCGUCUCGUUUUAUACCGAAAAAAAGUAAAGACAUGAUGUGUAAACUGCCAAAAGUAAGCAGAAUUGCUUUUGCUAUUUUAUUAGCAGUACUUUUUUACGUCAAUGAUUCGGAGGCUUUUUCAAAAUACGGCAGGACCUGCCAGGACAUCAUCUGCCCCUCUACUUAUGAAUGUGUUAUCAAAGAAGACCUUUGCCCUCCCGGAAAGACCGCCAAAUGCGGAAAAUAUCCAGAUUGUAAGAAAGUAAACAAACCAGUUUUAGAGAAGAGAAAACAAUCGAGUUACGAUGGUCCGCACUCAUCUGUACCACAACAACCAAUAACAGCAAAUGAGGAAGCACAACUAAUUGUUCAUGUUAGCCAAUUUUUUCCUAAUGUUCCAUCUAACGGUCAAAAGGCCGGUCUUGAUGAAACAGAUCGUAAGUUUAUCGAUGACUGGUUAAACAAUCAUGGCACACUACCGAAGCCGAGCACUUCAGGAGGUGAUUACGAUAAGGCGACCAAACGCCCUAUUUUCAUUUUCAAGAAAAUAGAUGACAUUAUGAAGAGAGUGAAGGAAGUGGUUAUUAACUGGUUCUAAUUUCUCGGGGAAAAAAA
Copidosoma floridanum is the source of this 646-nucleotide messenger RNA. RefSeq lists its product as uncharacterized. NCBI's taxonomy places the organism in Eukaryota, Metazoa, Arthropoda, Insecta, Hymenoptera, Encyrtidae. The record is from RefSeq and is a predicted model, not a curated record.